UCGUGUUGUGUUCCCCCAGCCAUAUUGGAACAUUGGAAGUUUCCGUGAUAUCCUGGGGAUCGAGUUAGCGGCUUAAUUAUCGCCGUGAAAAGGGACAGGCGAUGGUAAACAAGUCGCCGGCUAUGUGUUGGAUAACGCCGAGUUAACGAUCGUCGAUUAGGUCUUGACUCUGCUGAUAAGAAAAUCAAAUAAGACUUGCACCAGGUACGUCAGCUGGAAGGCAAAAAUCGACUGAAACUAUGGCAGCUCCAUUUGACCCCAAUGACCGCAGCAGCUGGUACUUUGGCCAAAUGUCCCGGCAAGAGGCGACCGAUCUACUCAUGGGAGAGAAAGAGGGGGGUGUUUUUUUGGUCAGGGACAGCACAACCAUCCACGGAGAUUAUGUCCUCUGUGUUAGGGAGGACUGCAAAGUUUCUCAUUACAUCAUAAACAAAGUGCAGCAAGGCGAGCAGCACCGUUAUCGCAUUGGUGACCAGACGUUUCCCGACUUGCCAAACCUGCUGGCCUUUUACAAACUGCACUACCUGGACACAACCCCUCUAAUCAGGCCAGCCGUUCGGCGGAUAGAGAGGGUCAUUGCAAAGUACGACUUCGAAGGAAGUGAUCCGGACGAUCUGCCAUUCAAACGGGGCGAUGUAUUGACUGUGAUGGUGAAGGACGAGGACCAGUGGUGGACAGCUAAGAACAGUGUGGGACAAGUGGGAUCUAUUCCUGUGCCAUACGUCCAGAAAUAUGAAGAAGGACAACAGAAUGAAAAUUUGAGAGCGUCUACUAAUAGUAGUGGGGGAACCAUAGGACCAGCGCCUGAGACUGGAAGUCGCCGUACUAAUGCUCAAAGAAAACUACCUGCAUUUGCGAGAGUAAAACAAACAAGAGUGCCAAACGCAUACGACAAGACGGCGCUGCGGCUGGAGAUAGGGGACGUCAUCAAAGUGACCAAAAUGAACAUAAACGGACAGUGGGAAGGUGAGCUGAGCGGCCGCAUAGGCCACUUUCCGUUCACGCAUGUUGAGUUCAUCGAGUCCGAGUGCAAUGAAGGCACAAACGACGAAUGCUAAAAUACUAAAUGGCUUCAAGUGGCUGCUUCAGAAUCGAAAUAAGCCUAAUUUUUGUCUUUAAAACGCAAGAGAAGCAUCAACUAAGUGCAUUGGGCUAGUUAUUUUGCCCCCAAAUUAUUAAUCAAUUGAUUAAGUUUUAACUGUUUACUCAUUUUUUUAUAUAAUUUAACCGGAAAGUCUCUUGACCAAAAUAAUACUUUAAUAUUAAGCUCUGAAGUGCUAAAUUUCUUAGAGCUCUCUUUAAUGUACCUUUUUUACAAAUAAUUUUUACGUCAAGUGUGAGACCAACCCUUCUAGGCAAGCAAACAAAUGAAAAUGGGACAGUUCAUGCUUCUCUUGAUCGAUCAGCUCUCAAUAUUGCUAAAAUAAAUCCAGUGUACAGUCUGUAGAUGUGUGCGUCAUGGGUAGAAAAUUUUCGAGUGAGAGCUCUCCAGGUUGAGAUGGUCUAACAAAAAAGCGUACAAGUUUGCAAAGGCGCAACUAAACAGUGGCUUCUGAAAAAAAAAAAAUGUAAAUAACCAUACCCCGAGUAAAAGUGUCGCGAUUAAGUAAUAAUUCUAAGUCAUUUAUUUAUUUAAACUUCUGUGUAUGUGUUGUUUCCUGUGCUCAAUUCUGACUUUGUAACAAGCAUCCAAGUAAAAAAAAACGCACAGUGAAGAACGCAGUGCCAGAUGGAUAUUGAUGCAUUUUGUUAUCUUUUACGAACUCUUUUGUUGAUAAUUUUUAUUGCAAUAUUCCAGAAAAUUUGAGUAUUUAACUUCUAUAUAUUAUUGUCUCGUUAAUUUACUGUCUCCUUCGAAAUGACAAACUAAGUAAGCUUUUGACGUAGCUUUCUCGCAGAAAUAUUGUUCUGUUUGUACAGUGGAUAACUAAUGAUUAUAUUUUCCAGUCAACAAUGGCAUUAUAAAUAAAAGGAGAAUCAUAUCAGGCUUGAA
Neocloeon triangulifer is the source of this 1993-nucleotide messenger RNA. It is a transcript of the gene Crk, whose product is annotated as adapter molecule Crk. NCBI's taxonomy places the organism in Eukaryota, Metazoa, Arthropoda, Insecta, Ephemeroptera, Baetidae. The coding region runs from base 240 to 1058 and encodes 272 amino acids. The record is from RefSeq and is a predicted model, not a curated record. The transcript has 7 exons. Gene Ontology annotation, molecular function: protein binding.